GGAAGGUCCCCGCUUGAAGGCGGCGGAGCGGCGCAGCUCCUGCACUUUCCCACCUCCUCGAGUCAAUAAAUAAGAAACUUACAUCGCGUCUGCGGAGGCUGCGAGGAUCCGGAGGCCGUCCCCGUGCUGCCCACCUGGAGCGCAGGUGUGAGGAUGGGCCUGGCCAGGAUGCCCAGCAAGGCUGCCCUCGGGAGCGGCAGUGGGAGGCAGUGGAGCUGGCCUCGGCAGCGGGAGAGGCUGGACUUCCCGUGUGUCUGUGCUGAAUGGCUGCGAUGGCGCCCGCUCUCACUGACGCAGCAGCCGAAGCUCACCACAUCCGAUUCAAGCUGGCUCCCCCGUCCUCCACCUUGUCGCCUGGCAGUGCCGAGAGCAACGGCAACGCCAACAGCAUCCUCCUGGCUGCCAACGGCACCAAAAGGAAAGCCAUCGCUCCGGAGGAUCCCAGUCUAGAUUUCCGAAACAACCCCACCAAGGAAGAGCUGGGCAAGCUGCAGCCGCUAGUGGCCUCUUAUCUCUGCUCGGAUGUAACAUCUGUCUCUUCAAAAGAGCCUCUGAAGCUGCAAGGAGUCUUCAACAAGCAGACAGUCCUUAAAUCUCACUCUCUCUUAUCUCAGUCCUUUUUGAAAACAAGUGAUCUGUUGGGGAGGCAACCAGUGUUGGAAUUCACUUUGGAGAAUCUAAAAACAAUGAGUACCAAUAGCCAGCCACCUCUCCCGCAAGCGCCUGUGAAUGGCUUGGCCAAGAAAUUGGCCAAAAGUACCAAUUCAGACCAUGAAAACUCUAGUUCUCUGAAUGGUGGGAAGUGUGCUUCUCCUUCUGCUGCCCUCCAGACUGUUGACUAUAAUACAGGAGGUUCUGAAUUGGGGGACUUGAAGACCGGCUUGACCAAUUGCACUCUUCCACACAGAAGCCUUGAUGCAGAGCACGCAACUCCCUUUAGCAAUAAUAGCACUGCGAAUAAACCCUCCCUGAACUCCGCGGAGCAGCAGUGGGUGCUGGAGGGCGGCAGCGGGGACGCGCGGGUGCCCGGCGUCGGCAGCAGCAAGCUGGAGGAGCAGAAGCCCUCGGUGCUGCCCGCUCACCACAGCGCUCUGGACUCGGAGAUGAGGACGAGGGCCCUGCUGCGGCGGCAGGCGGACAUCGAGAGCCGAGCCCGGCGGCUGCAGAAGCGCUUGCAGGUGGUGCAGGCCAAGCAGGUGGAGAGACACAUCCAGCAGCAGUUGGGCGGCUUCUUGGAGAAAACGCUGAGCAAGCUCCCAGCCUUGGACCCCCUGAGGCAUCGGAGCCAGCUGAUGCUGACCAGAAAAGCAGAAGCAGCCUUGAGGAAAGCUGCGAGCGAGACAGUUACUUCGGAAGGCCUGAGCAACUUCCUGAAGAGUGAUUCAAUAUCAGAGGAACUGGAGAGAUUCACGGCCAGUGGCAUGGCCAACUUGAGAUGCAGCGAGCAGGCCUUCGACUCGGAUGUCACUGACAGCAGCUCGGGGGGAGAGUCGGACGUCGAAGAGGAGGAACUGACCAAAGCAGACCCAGAACAACCCCACGUACCACUGAGGCGGAGGGCAGAGUGGAGGUGGGCAGCAGACCGCGCCGCCAUCGUCAGCCGCUGGAACUGGCUCCAGGCCCACGUGUCAGACCUGGAGUACCGCAUCCGGCAGCAGACGGACAUCUACAAACAGAUCAGAGCCAACAAGGGGCUGAUAGUUCUUGGUGAGGCUUCGCCCCCUGACCCUGCAGUAGAUGAUUCCUCCCGUCCUGUUAGAGCUGAGGUCAGGCUGGAGCCUGGGGCUGAGCGCCUGAGUGUGUCUGGAUCCCAGCCCCUAGAAAGCUUGGGAAUUUCUGCUGCAAAUACUCCUGAAUCCCAUCCCACCAAGCCCUGUGGAGCACCAAGACCUGUCAAUGGAGUUAUUAACACUCUGCAGCCUGGCCUGGCAGAACACGCUCAGGGAGAUGGCCAGGAGGCCGAGGAGCUGCUCCACAAGAGGCAGCGCCUGUCGCUGGUCCCCGCGGACGGGACGUGCGUGGCCGCUCGCACCCGCCCCGUCCUCAGCUGCAAGAAGCGGCGCCUCGUCCGACCCAGCACCAUCAUGCCCCUUUCCAAAAAGGCCCAGCGUGGCAGCCUGGCGCGCUGCAGCUGCGACGUGAACCCCUCGUGUGCCCUGUGUGGGAGCCGCAGCCCCGGCACGCUGGAGAUCCAGUACGAUGCCCCCCUGCUGGAGCGCCUCUCGCAGCUGGACUCCUGCAUCCAUCCUGUCCUGUCGUUCCCAGAUGAUGUGCCGACGAGCCUGCACUUCCAGAGCAUGUUGAAAUCCCAGUGGCAGAACAAGCCCUACGAGAAAACUAAAGCUCCCAAGAAGCUGUCGCUGAAGCACAGAGCCCCCGUGCCCCCCAGCCUGGCUGACCCCGCGCGCAAGGACCGCCACAAGCUGGUCAACUCCUUCUUCACCGCGGCCAAGCGCUCCCAUCAAAAAGCCCAAGCAGACAAGGCACACAGGCCGCCUUUAGACGAUUUUUCGGCCGUGUCCAAGGCCGAGAGAGCGCCAGAGCGCUCUGCCCAGCCUCCUGCCUUUGACAAAAAGCGAUUGCGAGACUGCUCAUCUGAGAGGAGUGAAGUGUUGAAGCACCACACGGACGUCGGCGGCCCGAGCUACGUGUCAGCAGCUGUGACCCCCACCCCUCACAGCCCCAUAGCUCGGCAGCUCUCCACCUCCUCCGAGGGCUCUGCUCCCGCCAGCUCUGCUUCCCAGGGCACCUCUGGCACUGCUCAGCCGAGGAGGAGGAGGGGUGAGAGCUCCUUUGACAUAAACAACAUCGUCAUCCCCAUGUCCGUGGCUGCCACCACCCGCGUGGAGAAGCUGCAGUACAAGGAGAUCCUCACCCCCAGCUGGCGUGAAGUUGAUAUCAGCGCUCUGAAAACCAACCCUGAGGAGGACAACGAGGAGGUUGAGGACUUGUCAGAUUCAGCGUUUGCUGCUCGGCACGGGAAGUGUGAGGAGAUGGAGCGGGCGCGGUGGCUCUGGAGCACGAGUGUCCCCCCUCAGCGCCGGGGCAGCAGGUCCUACAGAUCAACAGACGGACGGACGACGCCCCAGCUGGGGAACCCCUCGACUCCCCAGCCAGCAUCCCCUGAGGUGGGCAACUACCACUCCCACUUGGAGCUGUCCCACACCCACUCACCACGCAGCCCCAUCAGCCCCGAACUGCUCUGUGCCCCCCUGACCCCCCUGUCCCGGGACUCCCUGCGGCUCCUGUCCAGCGAGGACACGCGGUGCUCCACGCCCGAGGCCGGCCUGGACGAGCAGGCCGUGCAGCCCUGGGAGCGCCGCACCUUCCCGCUCUCGUACGACCCCCGGACGGAGUGCGAGGAGCAGCCCGACCCCCAGGACCGGCUCUCGCGCUGCACCCGCCGCACGUCGGGCAGCAAAUCCUCCCGGGAAUGCGAUGGCACUUCGGCUUCGCCCAGCCUGCCCAGCCUCAAGAGCCGAGCCCUGCUGGCCCCCCCCUCCUCCUCCUCUUCCUCCUCCUCCUCCUCCUCCUCCUCCUCCUCCUCCUGCUCCGCAGUCCUGCGGCCAGCGCACAGAUAGAGACACACGGGAGACAUGAGCAAACCAACACACAGAACUAACUCUUGGCAUUAAAGCUUCCAAAAUCUGCGUUUGAUAUUCAAACAUCCUGCCGGGAAUUUUCACAGUUUUUAGUGAAUUUAAGGAGUUUAGAAACUGUUGUUUUCUUUUUUUUUUUUCUUUUUUUUUUUUUUCUUUUUUUUUUUUUUUUUUCCUCCUCCAUGUUUCCUCGUCACAUGAAUGAGCCCCCAGAUUCCUCCCAGCGGAGUGAAGCCUCGGGAGGGGAGCAGCCCACCAGACCCCCUCCCCUUUCCUCCCUCCUUUAGGUGUAUAAAACUAGAGCACAGGAUUUAGCUGACUAGCAGAUUUCGGGGAUAGUUUUUCCCACCAAAAGGGUGUCGUUUUCUCUUAACCCACUCCCCCCACCCUGAAAGGUUUUAGUGGAGUGAAAUUAGUGGUGAAAAGUGAUGUCUUGGGAUUGCAACCUUCACUGUCUGGCUGUCCUCACCUGCAGAGUGCCCACCUGCACUUCACCCUCCUGCGUUUUCCUGCCCAGGUUGUAGUUCCAGGGAUCCAAAGGGGGGGUUGUGUCCCUCCCUGGUCCUCGCUCUGCCCCUGGGGACUCCUCUCCCUUCCUUCUCCCCUGGUUUGGAGCAGCCUGGCUCUGGCUGCAUUCCUGGCAGGGGGAGAGGAGGGACCUUGUGGCUGCUCCACACUCAGCGUG
Melozone crissalis (California towhee) is the source of this 4284-nucleotide messenger RNA. RefSeq names its product KAT8 regulatory NSL complex subunit 1 (gene KANSL1). Gene Ontology annotation, cellular component: NSL complex. Bases 264 to 3581 code for a protein of 1105 amino acids. The transcript has 16 exons. The record is from RefSeq and is a predicted model, not a curated record. Lineage: Eukaryota; Metazoa; Chordata; Aves; Passeriformes; Passerellidae. Gene Ontology annotation, molecular function: histone acetyltransferase binding.